UUCCAGUCUCCCAAGGAAAUGUACGUGAAGAAUAUCAAGCGGUGGGUGAUACCAUUUCUGGAGAGGUGUGAGAAACAGGUCCCCAGGCAGAAGAAAGAGCUGCUGACACAGUACAUGCUCAGUAUUGCAAAGGAGGAUCUGACCAAUUGUGUGAUGAUAUUUGAAAACUCAAAAGCAACGGUAACGGGCGGUAUCAUCAAAGACAGUGACUAUCUGAUGACUCUAGCGUUGCAGUGUGUGUAUACCAGCGAUCGGGAUGACCAGCUAAGCCAGGCACUGGCCAUACUGGAGUGUAUGCCAAGACGGAGCUUUGGAAUGCAGUCGGAGGAAAUCUCUGCCCUCCACAACCAGCUCGGACAUCUCUCAGACCACCUCCGCGCUGCCGAGAUCCUGAUCAAGCACGAGGUGCCCAAACCUCCGCGGUUCAUACGAGACUCUGAGAAGGAUGAAGAUCAGGCCAAGGGAUUGAUGAUCCGACUUUCUAGACAAGCUGCUAGGAGGAAGUCUCCAUUGAAUGCGGGGGAGUGGAAGCAGCUUCUGAGGGACAUGUUGGAGCUACAGCGGAAAGUCUACACCUGCUUAGAACCGCAACUUUGCUAUGAGAUCCACACCGAGAGCCUUCUAGGAUCCAGCUCCCUUCCCAAUAUCCAGCUUGCCGGUGAGAUGCUAACUCGCUCCUCAUCCCAAGAUCCGGCCUCCGGUAACCAUGGCGGUAUGGCAUCCUCUGCAUCAUCAAGGAUCAGCUAUGAGAAGUCGGUGGAGUUGGUGCUGUCAGCGGCCAGGGAAUACUUCAACUCGUCCGCUGAUUUGAUGGAUUCGUGCAUGGAUCUAGCCAGGUCCUGUCUUCAGCUGUUACAUGACUGUCCACCAGGCGUUCAGGAAGAGUUAGAUCUCAUCGCUAGCCUGGCACUUUUGGAUGACUACAAUGUCUCCAUUCUGCCACUGCAAGUGAGACUCUGUUCUGACCGUCUCGAGUUGGUCGAGAAAGCUCUGUCGUCGAUGCCAAGCUCAUACAAAGACUCGAAACAGCUCCUUCGUCUAGCCAAACUGUUACGCGUCUCGGGUACCAAUGAAGCAGACAGGAAGGGCCAAGUGCUGUUACUAGUUGCGGAGGCUGCAUUAGCUGCUGCGGACUACCGGGCAAUGCAUCAUACAUGCGUAGAGCUGAUACAAGCCGGGUAUAGUCCUGGGUGGAGCGUGUGCUACAAACUAGCCAUGGCCGACGAAUUCAGGGAUCUCUCCUCAAAACGAGAGCUUCUAGCCUUCUCAUUGGCUCAUUGUGAGGAGGGGUCACUUGAGGUCAUCCUGAAAGCCAGGAAUGCUUUGGAAAUGCAGAUAUUAUGCCUGUCAGUGAAUGCUCACUCAACAUCACGUGCGUCAACAACUACUCCUCCUGGUGAUGAGGAGGAGGAAGAGACUGUUGCUAUGGAAACAGAGACAGAAACACAACCAUUGCAGCAUGAGGACCAGACUGUUCUUCGCGCGGCUCUCGGCAAAACAACGGCCAAAACUAGACAAGUCUUAGCGGCCACCGGCACCACGACUAAAGCGGUCCUCGCAGCGACAGGCACCACGACCAAAGCUGUACUAGCUGCCGUGGGCGACCGGCGAUGGUGGAAGGAUACGCUGAAGUGGAUGCGUCCACUAGCUGGAGACAGCCACGGCGCGGCGGAGGAAUACGGGGUCAGGGGUCACGGGAACGCUAAGAUGGAGUAUCACGGCUGCCAUCCGUUUUACCGGACGGUGAUCGAUAAUCACUUCAUCGGCAAGGAACAAAUGAACUAUGGUCUGUACCGUGCAACUCAAACUGACGGGACACCAGUGAAGUUAAGCCAGGAUAUACUACACGCUGGAUUAAUGGAGGGGACCAGUGAACCGAAUCUCGGAGCUCAAAAUGAAGUGUUAUUACGAGCUGCGCUAGAGGUCAUGAACUUUGACCUGACCCUGGGACUUUGCUAUUUGCUAGCAUUACCAAACUCUUUGGAUGCGGAACAGUGUUUUGAGCAACUUCCCCGCACAGCCAUGACCCUCCAACUAGCCGCCUACUACUACGCCCUCCAAAUCCAUCACUCCGCCCACCCUAGCCAGGUCACCACCCUAGACCCCGCCUACCAGCUGGCACCCAGCAAGCUGAUUGGCCAGGUGGUGGGUCAGGUGACCGGCAACAGCGGCAGUGAUUGGUCGGAAGAGCAGAUGGGUAUGGUGUCCCAGUUGCAGCGGUACGUGGAACUGCUGGCUGAUUUCACACAGGCCGAGGCAUUGCAGGCUUUGGGACGAGGUGUUGAUGUUGCACGCUUCACACAGGACAGUGAUUACAAACAUGAAACCAUACUCGGUCUGGCUAUGACGACGGAAGAGGAAGUCUACAAGCUUUCCAUCUCAUUGGCUCAGCGUUACCAGUUGCCUCUGUGGGAGGUCUACAUGACACAUCUAGAGUUCGUCUUCUCAGACAGCGGCUUUUUGACACCAAAACUCAAGGAGUACGUCGCCAGUCUCAACAUACUGCCAACUUUAGCCUCUCAACCCGCGGACUUCUACGAUCGUCUAAACCUCUACGUCUUCCCAACAAUAGAGGGCAGCGAUCACAACCGACUCAUCUAUUACUACACGCUUCUCCAGAGUUGUGGGUCAAAGGUUAAAGGUGGCUUAGUGACCCCGGAGGUGCACAUCAAGUCUCUGAAGAAGUUGAAGGCAGCAGCACCAGGUCUGGAUUACAAGAGUUUAUUGGACGGUGAGACUGAUCCAGUGGAUGUGAUUGGUCCAGUGUUGAGUGGAUCGAACGUACACGUCAUCGCUAAACUGGCUGCCAAAAUACCACUUCAGGGUGGUGGUAAUGUUUCAUCAAGUCAAGUAUUCCUGGCCUACAUCAUCAAACUCUUCUGGGAAGGGGACCAGGGGAAUAAGAAGACUCCAGAGUCAACGGCUGACUGGUUGCAUCGUUACGAAGCCUGCGGGGAGUUCUUCUCCCGUCUCAGUCCGGCCGAUUUCACCGCGUUCAUUGCAAGUGUCGUCUUCAAUGAAAAAUCCAUUCAGAAGUUGGAGCUAGAGUGUCGUCAGAAAAUCGUCAACCGGGCCUUGAAAUUCAGCCGCCAGCAGUCAGGAAAACAGAAACUAGCCGCGUCGACCGGGAGUUUCAAGUUAGAAUCAGCCGUGGAGAAACUACAACAAUAUGUCCGUCAUCUGCAAAGUCUAGAGUCUGAGGGAGUGGAGGAACUUAUACAGUAUGACAAGGACAAGUCGUCUAGUUACACCGUCAAGUAUGAUCUCACGCAGGGCGACACGGACAAGCUGAGGGCCUUCUUCGUUACUCUCUUGACCGGAGGUGCGACCCUAGAGCUCGCCUCUGGACUUCUCAAACUGACCCCUAUGGACCGAGCUACGCCCCUGUCUGUCGUCCAGCACACCUUACAGACCUUACUGACUCUACUGAGAGGGGAACGCAGCGAAGCCACGAGGGGCGUGGAGCUGAAAGAAGAACCCUUAGAGAUGGUCAAGAUUGUAUUGGGCACUGUCAGCAAACAUGAACAACUGGGGGGUAGCAUGGUGUCUGCAGGUCAAGUUCUAGAUGUUCUGAGACCGUUCUGCAGCGAUAGUUCCAUCGAUGCCAAGCUACGCAUUGAUGUCUUACUUAUCCUGGAAAAGACGUUUGAGCUUGGUGAGGAGGAUGCGCUGUUGCUGCUGUUCUAUCGUACGGAGGCUCUCGUCUCCUCCCUCUGGAAACAAGAGGUUUUGGAGGUCGAUGUAGCAACAGAUGAAUCUCGUCAUAACCUCUUCACAUCUCUACUCAAGAACAGUCACUCCAUGGAGCAGCUGAUCACGUUGUCACGGUUACUACAGCAAUGGCCGCCACUCCAGAUAACCAAAUCAAGCAAUGAUCCUUCCCAUAAUCCUUGGGUGGAGUUAUUGGUUGCUUGGAUACAGCAUCCCGACAGCUCGCAUCACAAUGAUGCGCUGCAGGGCCUGUUCGAAUACUUUGGGGAGAUCAGCACUAUUACAUCAGAGUGUGUUGAAGUCUUGUACCAAGAGUUAGUCGGCAAGGGAUCCAUGCUGACAGCCAUGAAGCUCAUCCUGAUCACGAAGGAUACCCGACUUUAUCCAGUCCUGCUAGACUACAUGCAUCUUGAGAAGCAGGUAUCUCCAAGUUGCUAUGACAACAAGCUAUUCCAUCUUCUCAUCAGUAACGAACUAACAGCAAAAAUUGUAACCACGCCUUACUAUGCGCCCCUGGUCGACUACUUGUUGACCUCUGCAGAUGCUGACCAGCUAAGGUCAAAGGUCAAGGUCUUGGUGGGUCAGCUGAGGUCAGCAGGUCACGAGGCAGCCGCAGGCACCUUGCUGUUACAAUGCCAGGGGGUGCACCCGAUGCUUGGAACAUUAGACACCGCGUUUUCAGCGUUGAGACACUGGCUAGGAAAAUGAAACAACCGUAAAUUUGGAAAACAGAAAUCUUCUUUCAACACCAAACUUUUAUUGCAAAUAUGAUUAUUUUGGCCUUUCUGACAUAUUUUCCAUGGUGGGAAAUCUUUCAUUUGAUGUAAUCUGUCACAGUGUUUUGUUUAGGAUUAACUUUUUAGGCCUUACUAAAUUGUGAUAAAUACUUUGAUUAAAGGGAAUGUACAUCAUUGGCUUUUGCUGUAAUUUUCAGAAAUGAACUAUUUGAGAGGUUAGUAUAA
Messenger RNA from Patiria miniata (bat star), 4673 nucleotides. It is a transcript of the gene nbas, whose product is annotated as neuroblastoma-amplified sequence-like. Gene Ontology annotation, molecular function: SNARE binding. Gene Ontology annotation, cellular component: endoplasmic reticulum membrane; Dsl1/NZR complex. The record is from RefSeq and is a predicted model, not a curated record. NCBI's taxonomy places the organism in Eukaryota, Metazoa, Echinodermata, Asteroidea, Valvatida, Asterinidae. The annotation marks the transcript as partial. The transcript is spliced from 30 exons. Gene Ontology annotation, biological process: retrograde vesicle-mediated transport, Golgi to endoplasmic reticulum.